This is a messenger RNA of Paramecium sonneborni, 1985 nucleotides long. The record is from the annotation of a GenBank genome assembly. NCBI's taxonomy places the organism in Eukaryota, Ciliophora, Oligohymenophorea, Peniculida, Parameciidae.
AUCUUAUUUGAUAAUGCCCCCUAAAAAAGCAACAAAGAAAAAGACACCAUCACCAUCACCUCCACCUGCAAAAAGGUCAACUAGAUCAAAAAAAGAUGAAAAAGUUGAGGAUAAGAAAAAGUAUUAAAAAACAAUUUAACAUAUUAUAGAGAUGUAGUAACAAAAGCCACAAAAGAUGUAUCUAAGUCAUAAGGGAAGGGAAAGGCAAAAUAAAAGUAAAAGACUCCUUCACCUUCACCUCCACCUCCACCAAAAAAAGCUCCUGUGAAGAAAGAUUCUAAGAAAAGUAACAAGAAAUCACCUUCCCCUUAACCAGUAAAAGCAGUGAAGAAAUCCCCAUCUCCAGCUAAGAAAGAUGAAGAAUAGAAUUUAAAAAAAGUUGUAUUUACAGGUAAAGCUCCUGUAGAUGAAUUUGUUUUAAAUAGAGACAAUUAUAUUGUUUAUGAAGAUGCAGCAAAAGUAUAUGACUGCAUGAUGAAUUAAACUAAUAUAAUAGGUUCAAAUAAUAAUAAUAAAUUCUAUGUUGUGUAAUUACUUAAGAGUAAGAACUCAGGUAUCUUUUUUCAUAAUAAUUAUAGAUACAUAUUUUGUAUUUACUCGAUGGGGAAGAGUUGGUUAAUCUGGACAAUAGGCUCUUUAACCUUGUGGAGGUAAUCUUGAAACAGCAAAAAGUGGAUAUGAAAGUAAAGUCAGAGAAAAGAGUGUGAAAGGAGAUUAUAGAAUACUUGAGAAAGAUUAUAGCUUUGAUGCAGAUCCAAAAAAUGCUGAAAAAUUAGAGAAAUUAAAAGAGUAAAAGGAGAAAGAAUCUUAUGACAAGAGUAAAUUGCAUACAAAGAUAAAAGAAUUAGUGAGAUUAAUUUUUGAUAUGAAGAUGAUUAAUAAUUAGAUGAAAGAGUAAUUUAUAAUAAAUAAUAUUUUUUAUAGGAUAGGUUAUGAUGCGAAAAAGAUGCCAUUAGGUAAACUUGCAGCUUCAACAAUUAAUAAAGGAUUUGAUGUUUUAAAGAAGAUUUCUGAAGAAUUAAAUAAGAAAAGUCCAAAUGUUACAACUUUAUAAACAUUAACAAGUGAAUUUUAUAGUUAAAUUCCUCAUGAUUUUGGAAUGUAGAAAGCACCAUUAAUAAAUACAGCUUAAAUGGUUAAAUAGAAAUUAGAAAUGUUAGAAUCAAUAUAACAUAUUUAAGUGGCAACAAAAAUAUUGGAAGAAUAAAAAGAUGAUGAUACAAAUGUUAUUGAUGAAAACUUUAAGAAACUUGGAAUAAAUAUGUAAUUUUUAGAUCCAUCUGAAGAGAAGGUUAAAAUAAUAAAAGAGUUUGUAAAAAAUACACAUUGUGAUACCCACAAAGGUUAUGAUUUAGAUGUUUUAGAUGUUUUUGAAUUAUAAAAAGAUUAAGAUGAUAAUAGAUUUAAAAAAGAUAUUGGAAAUAGAAUGUUAUUAUGGCAUGGUUCAAGAUUAACAAAUUUUGUUGGUAUUUUAAGUUAAGGUUUGAGAAUAGCACCACCUGAAGCUCCAGUAACAGGUUAUAUGUUUGGAAAGGUAAUAAAAAUUAUAUAAAUUGUUUAUAGGGUGUGUAUUUUGCAGAUAUGGUUUCUAAAUCAGCUAAUUAUUGUGCAGUUUCAAGAGAGAAUAAUACAGGAUUGAUUCUUUUAUGUGAUGUUGCAUUGGGAAAUACAAAUGAGAAAUUCUACUCUGAUUAUUAUGCCAAUAAUUUACCACCUGGUAAACAUAGUACUUGGGGUAAAGGUAAAACUAUGCCACCAAUAUCUUAAAAUAUUCCAUUCCCUGAUAUGCCUGAAGUUUAAGUACCUAUUGGUAAAGGAGCACCUUCUGGAGUUGCUAAUGUAAUUAAAUAUAUUAUAAUUAUUUAGACCUCUUUGCUUUACAAUGAAUUUAUUGUCUAUGAUGUUGCUUAAAUUAGAUUGAAAUAUUUAAUUAAAAUGAAAUGGAAUUUUAAGUGAUCAAUCUAAUUUAUUUAAGUAUAAUUAUA